Rhizophagus irregularis DAOM 181602=DAOM 197198 is the source of this 1490-nucleotide messenger RNA. RefSeq lists its product as uncharacterized. Gene Ontology annotation, cellular component: cytoplasm. NCBI's taxonomy places the organism in Eukaryota, Fungi, Glomeromycota, Glomeromycetes, Glomerales, Glomeraceae. The record is from RefSeq and is a predicted model, not a curated record.
AUGGCUUUAAUUUUCCAUUCGAAACUUUCAGUAGAUUUAUCUCAAAUAUUAAAUGAUGCCGAUGAUUUCAACGUCAUUAUUCGAGUUGGUGAAAACAAAAAUACAAAAGAAUUUCAUGCUCAUUCAGUAAUUUUACGUGCUCGUUCACCUUAUUUUAAAAGAGCUUUCUCAACUGAAUGGAUCAUAAAAAAGGAUGAUGUGAUUAUGUUUAAUAAGCCAAAUAUCACUCCAAUUGUUUUUGAAAUGAUUCUAAAAUAUAUUUACACAGGUGAACUUGAUUUAACAAAAUAUCAAGGUAAAAAUAUUCUUGAACUUUUAAUUGCUUCUGAUGAACUACUUCUUGAAGAAUUAUUUAACAAUGUUCAAGAAUAUUUAUUUGAGAAUCAAAAAACUUGGUUUCAACAAAAUUUUGUUCUAGUUCUCCACACUGUAUUUAAAAUUGCGAACUGUAAAAAAUUACAAGAUUAUUGUUUUGAAUUUAUUUGUGAAGAUCCGGAACCAUUUGUAACAUCAGAAGUUUUUCCUUCGUUAGAUGAGGAUAUCCUUUUUGAUUUAUUUAAACGAGAUGAUUUUCGGAUUGAAGAAAUUAUUGCUUGGGAUUGUUUGAUUAAAUGGGGUAUUGAACAAACCCCUGGUUUAGGGAGUGAGAAUAAUGAUAGAACUAAAUGGAAUAAUGAAGAAUAUGAAUCAUUGAAAGAAACCUUGAAACAAUUUAUUCCUAUUAUUCGGUUUGUAGAAAUUUCUUCUAAAGAUUAUUAUGAUAAAGUACGACCUUAUAAAGCUAUUAUUCCUAAUAAAAUUUAUGAAGAAAUCGAAGAAUUUUAUUUUAAAAGUACCUUACCAAAGACAACAACUUUACCACCAAGAAUUGGAAAAAGUUAUAUCGAAUCAAAAAUUAUUAGAUUAAACUCUAUUUCAAUAAUUACAAAUUGGAUUGAUAAAAAAGAUUCUAAUGAUAUACGAGAUAAAAAUGAUUUAAUAUAUAAAUUUGAACUUAUUUAUAGAGGUAGUAAAGAUGGAAUUAAUAAUAAUUCAUGUAAUAAUAAAUGUAAUUUACAAGAACCAGUUUUAAUUUUAAUUAAAUGUAAAAAUUUAAAAAAAAUUUUUGGUGGUUAUAGUUCAGUUGGAUUUUAUCAUCAUAUGCGUAAUGAAUAUCAAAAUAAAUACAUUACUUCUGAUGAUAAUUUUGUUUUUUCUUUUGAAGGAAAAAAUGAUAUUCAAAAUAUGAAAUUAGGACGAGUGAUAUCAAAUGUUAAUGUUGUUUAUAAUAAUUAUUUUGGUGAUUGUGGAUUUGAUUUUGGUGGUGGCGAUUUAAAUAUGCAAAAUGAUAAUUUAUAUAUCAAGAAUAGUAAUUAUCAACAUACAAAUAAUAAUGGUAUUUAUAUAAUUGAGGAGAUUGAAGCUUUUAGAGUAAACUGUCAAAAAGGGAAAAGAAAAUAACAAAAUAAGCUAUUUUUUAAGCAAAUUAAACUUUUUAACGUAGUAGUUAC